AUGGAUCUCAAUCCUCAUCUCAACUAUAGAGCGAGUGGACAUAGGCUUGGUCAGACGACAUACUUCAACUGUCCACCUGGAUUUUUCUUGAAAGGUUCAGCAAAUAUCACCUGUCUUCCUUCAGGAGACUGGUCGAAUUCGCCACCGGAUUGCAUCAUGGUUAAGUGUCCGCCAAUCAGCGUAGACGAUUCCAGGUUGAUCAUGGUUGAGUACAACGACACGUACGGCAAACGAGCAGCAUUCAAAUGUGCUUGGGGCUUUCAAAUGUCAGGUGUCAAUUCGAUUGAGUGCUUGGCGGAUUCCACGUGGUCGCAUCGAAUACCUACGUGCACGGAAAUUCUGUGUCCACCCCCGGUUGUGCCACUCAACGGUCUCCUGAUCGAAGAUUCAGCACCGGGACGUCAUGUCGUCGGUUCCGUGGUACAGUUUUCUUGCGGAGAAAAACAUCAGCUUAUCGGAAAACCCAGCAUGGUGUGCACAGAAAAUGGCACUUGGUCACACUCCACGCCAUACUGCAAAGCCAGAUGCGAAUACCCGGGCGAGCCGCCCAACGGACGUAUCAUACCUCUGAAGUUCUGGUACGUGCCAGGCGAUAAGUUGAAGAUCACAUGCCUGUCAGGUUAUGUCCUGCCACUGCCACUGGAAGCCAGCCCACCUGUUUGCCUCGGCGACGGCACGUGGUCGCACACGCUGCCCGAAUGCAUACAGUACACAAACGUGUGA
Macrosiphum euphorbiae (potato aphid) is the source of this 723-nucleotide messenger RNA. Lineage: Eukaryota; Metazoa; Arthropoda; Insecta; Hemiptera; Aphididae. The record is from the annotation of a GenBank genome assembly.